GUGAGGAGGUGAAGGCUCCUCAGUGAGAGGGAGGAGAUGUGAGGAGGUGAAGGCUCCUCAGUGAGAGGGAGGAGAUGUGAGGAGGUGAAGGCUCCUCAGUGAGAGGGAGAUGUGAGAUGAGAUGAACAGAUUUCUGAGGAAGACUGAAAAUGGACGCGGCGGUUCCUGCGCGGUGUGCUCUGCGGCCGUCCUGCGGGGGGCGCUGUCCCCGCGCUGUAUAAACGCAGCGCGCUCGGCAGCUCCGCUCAGACUCGGAGGAGCUUCUGGUCCUGUGUGCGGAUUAAAGAUGCGCUGCUCUCUGACCUGCGGACCCACUGAGCUCCACUCGCCCGGCGCCGACAGCCCGCCCUGCAGCAGUGUGUGUGGAUCCAGCGCCGUGGCCAUCGACAACAAAAUAGAGCAGGCGAUGGACCUGGUGAAGGGUCACCUGAUGCUGGCAGUGAGAGAGGAGGUGGAGGUGCUGAAGGAGCGCAUUAAGGAACUCUGGGAGAGAAACUCUGAGCUGCGGCGAGAGAACACUCUGCUGAAGUCCCUCACUAACCUCCAGCAGCUGCAGACGCUCUCGGCCCAACUGAGCCCCCCCCAGAGCGCCCCCGAGGGCCCACAGCUGGCAGAGUGGGCACAGCGGGCACAGAUAGCAGAGUGGGCAAGGCGGGUGCAGUGGGUGCAGCAGGUACGGAUAGCAGAGUGGACACAGCUGGCAGGUCCAACUUCACCGAACAGCAACAGCGCAGCCCUGAUUCACCACAGCGUGACCUCCGUGUGAAAAACCCACUAAAUAAACGCCUGAAAGAUGUUUUCAAAUGGCAGAACCCCAGCGGUUCUGCUGUCAGACGCUCCCCAGCGGUUCUGCUGUCAGACGCUCCCCAGCGGUUCUGCUGUCAGACGCUCCCCAGCGGUUCUGCUGUCAGACGCUCCCCAGCGGUUCUGCUGCAGUCAGUUCUCCAGCUUCAGGAAACCAGCCCAGACAUAACACUGCCUUGAGAGAGAGAGAGAGAGAGAGAGAGAGGAGAGACACACACACACACACACACACACACACACACACACACACACACACACACACACACACACACACAGACGGACAGACAGACAUGGGGUAUAGUGAUGAACUGAAGUUGUCAUUCGCGCCCCCUGCUAGACACUCUGCUGCUGAGUGAAGGUCGUUUUUCAUCUGCUGAUGUUUGGAUGGUCAGAUGAUGGAAAGAUGGACAGAUAGAAAACAGACAAUGGAGGUGAAUGUUUAAGUUUUUUUAGGCCGUUAUUUAAUAUUCAUAAAUGUUCAGUCACUGUCAUUAAUUCCAUUUUAACGUUGGCGUGGAUUUUAUUACACGGCUGCUAUUUUCAGAAUGUAAAUAUAAAAGAUGAACUGUUAUAAAGGAACUGUGUGUGUUAUAAAGGAACUGUGUGUGUUAUAAAGGAACUGUGUGUGUUAUAAAGGAAACUGUGUGGUUCUGCUGUGUAGUGUUUAUAACACUGAAUUGAAUGUACUUUAGUUUAUAAAGGAGGAGCUUUAAUGUUUUACACAUUGAUUCCUCAUAUUAAAAUGAAUAUAAACUCUUUUGGUGACAAAAGCUGUGAAACUUUAAACUUAUUUUUAACCAAAGAUGAAACACUGUACUUCAUUUUUCUUUGUUUGCUUUAUUUAUUUAUUUUAUUAGAUUUUUUUUAAUGGUUUCAAGUCAAAACAUCUUAUUCUUUGGCAGAUUUUGGGAAUUUUGUGGAUUUUGGUGAAGGGAAAACAUUUCUACACACUUUUUCACUUUAAAUCUUAAGCAAAGAAAGAUGUUGCUAAUUUACAGAAUAAUAAUAUUAAUAAAUUGUUUACAUGAAAAACACUACAACUGAGUGUGUGUGAGUGUGAAAAUGAUCAGAAUGUCUCUGUAAUGUGUUUUGAUUCUGUAAAGUAUAAAUAAAUAGUUCUGUCAAGUCUGUGUGAUCUGCAAUUUCUGAACAAGAAACACAAAUAUCUGUUUUUC
Pygocentrus nattereri (red-bellied piranha) is the source of this 1979-nucleotide messenger RNA. Its product is annotated as TSC22 domain family protein 1-like. Bases 122 to 766 code for a protein of 214 amino acids. The record is from RefSeq and is a predicted model, not a curated record. The transcript has 3 exons. Gene Ontology annotation, biological process: regulation of transcription by RNA polymerase II. Lineage: Eukaryota; Metazoa; Chordata; Actinopteri; Characiformes; Serrasalmidae.